AUGCACAUACACGUCCUCGGCUUUGGCGCCAUCGGGACCCUCGUCGCUCACCACCUCCGCGCCGCGCUCGACCCCAAGCACCUCAUCACCAUCGUUCACAGGUCUGCAGACCACGUCCGCGCAGCGCCGCCGUCCGUCGCGGUCGAGCGCGAUGGUGUCGUCGUUCGCACCGAAGGCUUCACCCAUGUCGCAUCCGAGCCAGAGGACACGCACGACGAGCGAAUCCCCACCGGCAUGCACAUGAACCUCUUGGCUGUGCCGUCAGAGGCCGAGCCGACGACCAUCGACUCGCUCGUGGUCGCGACCAAGGCUCCCUACGCUAUGCACAGCAUCAAGACCCUCCUACCCCGCCUGUCUGCCAACAGCACAAUCGUCCUGCUCCACAACGGCAUGGGCGUAUACGAGGACCUCGUCAAACACGUCUUCCGCAACAGCGACGCUAGGCCGCACAUCGUCCUCUCCGUCAACACCCACGGCGCCUGGCGCAAGGGCGUCGGACACGUCGUGCAUGCUGGCGUUGGCGACAUACAACUUGGCAUCGUGCCCGACAGCCGCAAUCGCGACUUCGAGGCGAGCCUCGACCUCUCCUUGCCGCGGGGCGAGCGCAAGCUCAGCCUGAGCGACAUCACUCCGGUCGCGGGCGACCCCCACGCCGAACGCUACCUCUCCCUGCGCAACACCAUCUCCGCGUUCUGCAGCGCGGCCCCGCUCAACGCGGCGUGGCGCCCGCUCUACGACGUGCAGCUCGCCAUGCGGCGCAAGCUCGUCGUCAACUCGGUCGUCAACCCGCUCACUGCGCUCCUCAACUGCUCCAACGGCGAGAUCUUCAAGCAUGCGGCCGGUACGCGCAUCGCGGAGCGGCUCUGCGCCGAGGCCUCGUCCGUCUUCCGCACGCAGUGGGAGCAGGAGGUCAAGGCGCAGGCGCGCACGGGCACCGUCGCAGGGGGGCCCGACCCGCUUGUCCCACGCGUACCAGCCUGGCAGGCCGAGCAGUUCCCGCGCGAGCUCGAGGCCGCCGCGCUGCUCGCAGAAUGCAAGCGCAUCGUGCGCCUGACGCACGAGAACGCAUCGUCGAUGUUGUACGACGUGCGCAAUGGGCGGGGCACCGAGGUGCGCCAGCUGAAUGGCUAUCUCCUCCGCCUCGCGCGGCGCUACGGCGUACGUGUGCCCGUGACCGCGACGCUGCUCGACAUGGUGGUGUUGCGAUCCGCGGUGCCCCUUGACUCGGCGGUGAGCACCAAGGCGGUACUCUGA
This is a messenger RNA of Postia placenta MAD-698-R-SB12, 1254 nucleotides long. RefSeq lists its product as hypothetical. Gene Ontology annotation, cellular component: cytoplasm; mitochondrion. The record is from RefSeq and is a predicted model, not a curated record. Gene Ontology annotation, biological process: pantothenate biosynthetic process. Lineage: Eukaryota; Fungi; Basidiomycota; Agaricomycetes; Polyporales; Adustoporiaceae. Gene Ontology annotation, molecular function: 2-dehydropantoate 2-reductase activity; NADP binding. The transcript has a single exon. The coding region runs from base 1 to 1254 and encodes 417 amino acids.